UUUACGAGAUUUCCAAAAAGAUAAUUUCUGCGGAUUUUUUGCCCACAAAACUCCUGAUUUCUCGCUUAUUUUCGUGCAGAUGAUCAAUUGCUUAGAAUCGAAACAAUGGCACGAUUCCGAAGAUUAUUAAAAACCUAAUGGAUGUGCUUGAUUUGGUGAAAUUGGCGUUGGUGGCCCGAUUGUUGAUCAUAGGAACCCAAGCUCUGGGAUCGACAGCUGCUGUUGACUCUGAACUGCUGGACUCUGCCAAGGGGUCAGAACGCCUUCCUUGUUUUGACUGGGAAGGGAAGCUGAUUGAGGAUGGCAAGCAGUAUAUCCCUGAGAAGCAGGACCCGUGUAUGAAAUGUACGUGUUCAGAAGGCAAGCGCACGUUGUGUGCAGCUGUGCGCUGCUCACCACCAACAUGUCCAAUGUGGGAGCAGCUGAGUGGUGAAUGCUGUCAGUUUCAUUGCAUCAAUCUUCCUCAGGAGCCAGGCAUGAAUAACAAGAAUAGCACAACCUUCAUCCGGGAUCCUCCUGGGAAUGCUCCCCCUUCAAAUGCUAAUGAUGACACGACAAACCUGGGCUUACGUCUCGUCGCCAGCACUGUCACCUCCUUCUUGAUUCUCGCUCUCCUUCUGUUUAUGAUCCAUAGAUUACGAAGGCGCAGGAUGCUACUCAUGAUGAGAAGACUGAGUUCAAAUAACCGGCGAGAGAAUGGUUCUGAUGUUGUCGCUGCUGCCUACGUGUCUGAAUAUGAUGAUAUCAACAUCGGUGUGGAGAUACCUCCGUAUGAAGAUCCUCCUCCUCCAUAUUCUCCUCCACGUCCUCCAAGGAAUCUGCCCAUGGAGGCUCCCCCUCCAUAUGAUACCAUGCCACGAGCAAGUCCUGGUGAUGUGAGUGAGGUUGGCUUCAGGAAUGUGCAGAGUCAGACCCAGGACACGAUGAUGCGGACGAGUGUGUCACACAUGCGUAUCCUAGAUCAUGGCAAUUCUCUGAAUGAUAACGCUCAUCUCGGCCAGGUUGAUAAUAAUAAUGUCCACGGCGCUCAUGAUAUGAAUCAGAACCCCAUUGCGGACUUUAACCAGAAUCGUAUUACCAAUAUCAACACUACAAAUGGUGCUACUCCCCGAUCACAAUUGGUACGUCUUCCAGAGACUGGCAUGAAUGUUGAGUUUGAGAGACUUCGUCGCACAUCGGCGCCAAGGUCCCACCGUGACGAACAUAACUACGAAAAUCUUGACAUUCUGAGAGGCAUUCAGGAACCGAUGUAUGAGAAUGUGGAGACGAUGCGGCACAGUUUGCUGCCUGAUGAUAUCGACCAUGACCGGAGUCAUCGUGAACGUCACAGCUGUUACAUUGAUCGUGACCGUGGACGUGUUUUAUACGAACGGACACGGGCAUCUAGUAGUGAUACGGAGAGUAAUCAUAGUCGGCGAGGUGGCUAUGAAACACUUGACAAUCCCAUGUCCACAGAUAGUUCACGAGCUUCUUCCACGCAUCACUCAUUUUGUUUCCCUAGAAGUGCGGAUGUUUCUCCUAAUCUUAAAAGUGCAGACAUUUCUCCUCAUCCUAGUGCAGGUGAUGGUAUCGAGGAUGGGCAUGAGGUCACCAGGAGAAGACCUGGAGAUCCACGCACGUCCUUCCUGAAGAAGUCGGGUGAGAUGGAGGUGCGUCGGUUACGUGAUAGUCCUCGCAACUCAUUCUGUCUGGAUGAUAAUAUCGACCUCGAUGAAGUGGACCUCCGGCCGAUGAAUACUUCCAUCUCUUCAACUCUUCCUGCUGACAGGAGAUCUGAUCGCCACUCUGAUUCAUUGGAUUGCGGUCAUCGCCGGCCAUGUUAUCAGUCUGGUUCAAGGUCGUCAAAGAUCGUACUCGAGGACAGUGAGGAUAGAAAGAUUGUGUGUUAUAGUCAAGAUGGAGCUACGGCUGUUUCUGAGAGAGCAGUGCAGACUGAGUGUGAGCCAGUUUUCCCUGAGGACACAAAGCACCAUUAUCUAACUGUACCAGCCAAGGUGGCCACACCUAAAGUGGAGACUCCAAAACAAACAUGUGCACCACAACGUUUUAGAAUCUCCAAGUUCUUAGAUGCACUGCCGAGUAAUCACCGGCAUUCUACUUAUGCAGCCCAACCUCCUCUUUCUAAUCAAAAUGGUUCGCCAGGGUUGCAUCGGCGCAGUCUGCCUCCCAUGAGUCUCAGCUUGGGUUUGCCGGAGACACCGCCAUGUGCCGGCUACCAGCCUGAGCCGUAUCGCACAGAACAUCACAACUCCAUGAAGAAAGAUGACCAACCAGAACAUGGCUAUAAUUAUCAAAAUAAACUAACUCGCUUAAGACCUGACCAACCAUUCUCACCUGAUGUGUAUCCUGGGGCGACUCACUUUUCAUCACCAUUGACUCCAGUGCAGAGUAGCACAUGCAAUAGUCCGAAUCGUUACUCUCGUGGUGAAACUCCCACUCGUUCUCCGAUCACACCUGGUACGCCGCUACAUCCACUCCAAAGAUCCGGGUCAUUGUUGUCACAGGCCUCAUUCCUGUCCGUCUGUUCUGAGACGGGCGAGCAGCGCAAACGUAAGCACCCCACUCGUCAUCAUGGUUCAUUGUCACCGACUGGUUCACGCAACUCGCUACUCGCUUGUUCUCGCGGUAAUCCAAGGAAAUAUCCGAGUAUGGGGUCAGUCUUGCCACCCCCGCUGUUAUGUCAGUGUGAUGAAGAAUCAGUGGAGAAUUUCCAGAACUGUCGCUUGCAUCAUUCAGAUCGGCAUAAAGGUGAGAGUAGCUACAGUGUGCAUUCUUGUCCUGAGGAACUGCCAAAGGAAGAGAUUCUCCCCACGAGUGCUCAUGGUUACGGAGGUGCACGGCCAAAACUUUCACAUAAUCACCGAGAUAAUCAGCCAAGACAGCAUGGCAGGAUUGAAGGCUCUCCACGAAGCCCAGAAAAUUUGAAUCGAAGAUUGUCACGAUCGCCUGAUGGCCUCGUUGACAAUGCCGUCAAAUGUGAAUUAGAUGUCAUGGAUGACAACGGAAACCCGGCACUACCUGAAGAUAACCUGAGGCCGAGUGACAGUCCGGACCGGUACAGGAAAGUACGCAAGCGAGACAUGCUAGUUGAUCCGAGCACCAAGUUCAAACAGUAUGGUUUCAUCGACAGCCCAGAACUGUUUUCAGCCAAAGAACCGCACUCUGCUCCUCUCAGUGUAGGCUUCAUUCCUGAUAUUGGUAAACAGACCAAGAGUAAAUCAACUGGUAGUGUUGCUGCCAAGUUGAGUGAUCAUGAGGGUCAUGGGCCGUCUGUAGACCACGCUAGAUCGGACCCGAAAGAUAGUCAUGAGAGAUCUCACUCAGCUGAACGCGCACCGGUCCGCUGGGUCCCUGGGCUCAACAGGAGACCAAUGUCAUUGGCCGAACCUGGGCGCCAGGGUGGCGUAUCUGGCGUCAGCUGCCGAAGGACGCGACGCAACUCUUACAGACGGCGGUCCACUCGCAGGAAAUCUCGCCAAUCUGUUUCAUUUGAUCAACCUGACUCUAUAGCGCACAAUCGAGAUUCUAAUAACCCGAUAUCAAGCCGGCGGUCGAGAAGCUUAGAAAGGAAAGGCAGCCCUGCUUCAAAACGAGAGGAUUCUCCUGCUACCAUGGUCAUACGUCCAGGUGGCGACCCUGGCAAUGGCAGCAGUGAACGAGAUGGAGUGGGUGACAGUAUCAUUUGAUUCUCAUGACUGGUUAUCACUUAUCUCAGGUGACUGUUUACAAAGGGGCCAUUUGGGUGGGUUUUGUUGUGAACCUCGAUGGUUUCUUUGUUUUGUUGGCUCUUAAAAGAACGUUUGGGUUCAUAGUACUGUACAUGGGGCAACUUAGUAUUUCACCUAAGAAGUCCCAACCUCAUAUACCGGGCUUUUCAGUAUUCUCUCUCUAUUAUAUACGAGAUACCAGUGAAUAAGGCCUGAAUAAGACGAUGAAUGAGUGAACUGCAGUCAUGGCUUAGUGAGGUCUGACCAAAAUGGGAGUUAUUAUUGUGUUGGUCAACAUUUUGUGUGCAAUGUAUUUUAAGGUGUCUAGUUUCGGCUUUUCCGAGACAACUUUGUGAGGUUUGAUUGGUCAGCAUGGAAAGUCCUCUGAUUGGUCUUGUACAUGACUCUCCGAUUCCUAUCACAACGUGUAUGGUAAGAUAAACCUCCGCUACUGAUAGGCUACAUGGUUCCGUUACUUAUGUUACUGGUAUGGCUAUAGUGGUCAUCAGCUAGGCUACAUGGUUCCGUUACUUAUGUUACUGGUAUGGCUAUAGUAGUCAUCAGCUAGGCUACAUGGUUCCGUUACUUAUGUUACUGGUAUGGCUAUAGUAGUCAUCAGCUAGGCUACAUGGUUCCGUUACUUAUGUUACUGGUAUGGCUAUAGUAGUCAUCAGCUAGGCUACAUGGUUCCGUUACUUAUGUUACUGGUAUGGCUAUAGUAGUCAUCAGCUAGGCUACAUGGUUCCGUUACUUAUGUUACUGGUAUGGCUAUAGUGGUCAUCAGCUAGGCUACAUGGUUCCGUUACUUAUGUUACUGGUAUGGCUAUAGUAGUCAUCAGCUAGGCUACAUGGUUCCGUUACUUAAGUUACUGGUAUGGCUAUAGUAGUCAUCAGCUAGGCUACAUGGUUCCGUUACUUAUGUUACUGGUAUGGCUAUAGUAGUCAUCAGCUAGGCUACAUGGUUCCGUUACUUAUGUUACUGGUAUGGCUAUAGUAGUCAUCAGCUAGGCUACAUGGUUCCGUUACUUAUGUUACUGGUAUGGCUAUAGUAGUCAUCAGCUAGGCUACAUGGUUCCGUUACUUAUGUUACUGGUAUGGCUAUAGUAGUCAUCAGCUAGGCUACAUGUGCAAUACAGCUGCUUUUACAUGCUGUGUCUUACUCCAAUAAGCAAUAUUUAUCAGAAUCCAUGAUAGUCAGCUACUCAAUCCUGGCAGUUUCUUGGCUGGAGUGAAUAUUCUACUGCCAAUCAUCUGGUCAUCUUUGCAAGGUGGCUGCUAAGAAAUGCUGCUGACACCCGAGAGGUGCCAGAUAUGAGUGUUAACUGUUGAGCCAUAUGAUCAUCAUUACAUAUGACUUUAGUAUAAGACAGUUGUUUACCGUGACAGUUGUCCAGUUUACAGCAAGCUUUCUUGUACAAUCAAGUGUAUGCAUUGUACGUAUGUAUCUCAAAUUUUAUAACCAGCUUAGGUUACACAUAAUAAGAUGAAGUUAUGGUUUGUAGGGGUGUAAGUUACAUGUAGAUAAUGGCCCAAUUUUGACAAACUCUUUAGUCGAUGUUGAGAUCAAAAACUGGCUUGCUUAAAGGGAAUUCCGAGCAAGACAAAGUUUAUCUUUCCUGCUGUAGAUUUGUACUAUCUACUUGAUGGCAGAACGAAGUGAGUAGAGGUUUUGCUGAUUGGUCGAGGGAAUUUCAAAAUGGCAGCCAUGACUGAUCUACUCCUUUGGUGCUGCCAUCUAGUAGUUAGAUCGCUUACCAAUCUAAUGUGUAGUUUUGGUGUCAAUAGCUCCACCUUGUGUACAUGUGUAUGAUGCGGAUUCUUCAAUGCUGAUACACCAAAUAUGCAUCUUGUGGUCUUCCAAAAGGGCUUCAUCAUCAUGUAUGACGAAACAUACAUGUAGAUGCGAGGUUUGUGUGAAAAUCCAAAGUGUUUGAAUGAAACACCUUGAACAAUGCAAACUCAGCAGUAGAUGUGUAGAGGGCCUAAUCAUGUGUCAUGUUUCAGCAGUAGAUGUGUGGAGGACCAAAUCAUGUGUCAUGUUUCAUUGAUGAUUAGGUCAUCAUGUGUUUGAUAUUGUCUGGUGGAAAAGAACUUAGAACUUAUAUGAUAGCUUUCUGUGGAUCAUAAUUAUAUACAAAUUGAGUUUAUUCUAACGAUCAGGGGCAUUGAGUUGGGUCCAUCCGUUUGUUUGGUUUGUGUUGUUGAUGUUGGGCCGGAAACUGGCUGCCAAUUGUUUAUUUCUGUUGAAAUCAUGGGUAUUUUGUUUUCCAUGAUGAGAGUGUGUAGAACUUCGAGCAGAGCUUUAUACUAUAUUUACUUUGGCAAAAACUGUCUCGGAAGUACAAUGUAAAGUCUUUAUUUUGUACAUAACAUAAAUAAGGUAUUUGUACAUAACUGAUCAUGUACUCUGAUCAUGUACUUGAAUGUGUGUGAAGUAUGAGGCAGAGCACUCCAGUCCCAGCCUGAAAGAUCAAUUCUCUGGAAGACAUGAUUGUCAAAAACACAAAAAAUGGUUCAAAUUCAUUCAAACUUUAUCCUGAAAACCAAUCGUAUGUACACUGAUGGAUAUUGUAAAUGAAGCAGGCCUCACAACUCUCUUAAUUGGGUUCUUGUUUAUAAUAGACAUUGAUAUUUGAGAUGGUACUUUCAUUGCCCUCUGACCAGCGAGGAACUUUACGAGUUAACCAUCACGAGAACCAGAAAAGCGUUUUUAUGGUCCGUGUCAGGCACUUGUGAUCGUCUCUCGAACGAGAAAAAAAGACAAUGAUUUGAAGUGAACAUUCUGGUUGUGUCUGCAUGUAUUUUUUACUUAAUGUAUAUAUCAAUAGGGAACAUAUUGUAGACUUGUCAGAUUUUUACCAUUGAAAUCAUUAUUUGGUCUGUAACAGACAUCACGUUUUAGAAUAAAUGCUCAUUGAUGGUGGA
Lineus longissimus is the source of this 6632-nucleotide messenger RNA. RefSeq lists its product as uncharacterized. The record is from RefSeq and is a predicted model, not a curated record. The coding region runs from base 138 to 3686 and encodes 1182 amino acids. Gene Ontology annotation, molecular function: protein binding. The transcript is spliced from 4 exons. Lineage: Eukaryota; Metazoa; Nemertea; Pilidiophora; Heteronemertea; Lineidae. Gene Ontology annotation, cellular component: membrane.